CUCGCUAAACACUUCGUUGACUCUCAACUUAGCUUUUCACGUCUACAUCCUCCAUCGCAUAGCGGACUCCACGACAUGGCUCUUGUUGGUUUUGGUCUGACUCUUUCCGUGCUCAUUGUUCUCGUGGCUGUGGUGUUUCAAAAUGCAGAGUCGCCUUUCACGCCCAUCAUCGGGCUUUUCGGUUUUCUACCUUUCCAGCAAAUGUUAGGUGAAACGCACUGUUACGCUGCAAUCAAAACAAAUUCGGAUGAUAAAUCACAGAGUAAUUGCUUUACCGUGAAGAAUGGUCUGUUUGAAAGGGUAUUUUCGAACCAGUCGCUAGGAAAGAGCAACACUAAGACUGGUUACGUGAUCCCUGGAUUAUGGGAUGGUCAUGGUCAUCUCCUGCAAUUGGGUGAACUGAGAAACUCGGUGGACCUCUUCGGCGCAAAGGCCAUGUCCGAAGUUCAUGAAAGGAUCAUUGAAUACCAAAGCCACCAUAUAUUGGCAGGUACUAGCGAACAAUGGCUUCGUGGAGUUGGCUGGGAUCAAGCCACCUUCGGAAAGUGGCCAUCAGCGAUCGACCUCGAGAUUAAUGAUAAAUUCAGAGACCUCUACGUCAUGCUCGAUCGCGUGGAUGUGCACUGUAUAUGGGUGUCGAAGAAAGUAUUGUCUCUACUUCCAAAUCCUCUACCAGAGGUCCCAGGUGGCGAAAUACCUGCUGAAGGCAUCUUCUGCGACAAUGCGAUGGAGAUUGUUCUGAAACAUUAUCCUGAACCAACUGUCGAGCGCAAGACAAAAUUUAUCAAGGACGCCAUGCACGAGCUCAACAAGUUCGGUGUUGUCGGCAUGCAUGAUGCUGGUGUUACGCCGUCACACCUCAAGCUUUAUGAGACACUCUCCCUUGACGAAAAUUGGACUGUCCGUGUUUACGCUAUGAUAGAAUGUGAGACGAGGAAUACAUUCUGCCCCAAUGAAGCCAUCAAGGUUGAAACGCCCAACGGCAAGCUUCGCGUACAAAGCGUGAAGCUUUUUGCUGACGGUGCCCUUGGAAGUUGGGGAAGUGCCAUGAUAGAACCUUACAGCGACAAGGAAACGUCUUCGGGCUCACUUCUGGUGAACUCUACCACGCUGACCCAACUUGCGGUUGAGUGGGCUGGUGCCGGCUACCAGGUGAACAUACACGCUAUCGGGGAUCUUGCGAAUCGUCUUGCCGUCGAUGCAUUUGAGGAGUCUCUGAAAUCUCUGUGUCCACAUACUUCCCUUCGCGAUUGCCAAAGUAGGCAUCGAUUUCGUAUCGAGCAUGCGCAGAUCAUCCAUCCAGAUGACCAGCGCAGGAUCAGAGAUCUGGGGAUCAUUCCUUCAAUACAGCCAACUCACGCUACUUCGGACAUGUAUUAUGCAGAGUCGAGAUUGGGGAAGAAACGCACAAUGGAAGAGGCAUAUCGUAUGCGCUCCUUACUGCCACUUGGUCCAGUAUUUGGUAGCGAUUUUCCCGUCGAGCCAGCCAACGUAUUUGAAGGGAUAUUUGCAGCAAUGACACGGCGCAACCCACGAACUGGGCUCGAUUCCGAAGGGCGCAAAGAUGGAUGGUAUGCUGCGGAAGCAGUGACGCUCGAAGAUGCCUUACAAGGUUUCACCGUCAAUCCUGCAUUUGCUGCUUUUCUUGAGGGCAGAGCGGGAACGAUUGAAACGGGACAUUAUGCAGAUUGGGUGGUACUUGAUGAGCCCCUCGAGGCGUUGGAUGACGAAUCUUUACGCUUUGCGACUGUCAGGGAAACGUGGGUGGGUGGCAAACAAGUUUAUCGCAGGCCUGGGUCUGAAGAUCUUCCAUCUGAUGCAGUGUGA
This is a messenger RNA of Periconia digitata, 1827 nucleotides long. The record is from the annotation of a GenBank genome assembly. Lineage: Eukaryota; Fungi; Ascomycota; Dothideomycetes; Pleosporales; Periconiaceae.